Molecule: messenger RNA, 1164 nt
Organism: Dentiscutata heterogama
Lineage: Eukaryota; Fungi; Glomeromycota; Glomeromycetes; Diversisporales; Gigasporaceae
Source: the annotation of a GenBank genome assembly
AUGUCUUUACCCGAUAUUGUUUUUAAUAAAAUCUAUCGAAUUGUAGACACCGUACCAUAUGUCGGUACUAUUUAUGCAAUUUCAAGAGCAGUCUGGUAUGGUUUUCAAGGUGAUAUGAAAGAAGUUGCAAUUUCUGCAGUAAACGCUAUUCAAGGAUCAGUAGGGGAUAUUCUAUUAUUUAGAAGAAUCGCAGAACCAUUCAAAAUUUCAGUUAUACGCACAAUGGUGCAAAAUGCAUCGGAUAUGAUAGUAGAAGAAUCAUUUUUAUUUGAUUGGUUAAAAAAUAAAAAAGUUAAUAAAGAUGGUAUCGAUCCAAGAACCGUACUUCAAGUACUAGAAGAAAAAAUUAAAUUACUAGAAUAUAAGUUUAUAGAUGAAAUUACCAGUGAUGAUAGAGACAAGAUCGAUUUUGACAACGAGCACUGUGUGUUUGUAUCUCAUGAAAAUGAUGAAGAAAAAAGUACAACAGAAAUGUGUUUUGAAGAAAUGUGGCAUCGAGCAAUCAUACAUGGAUCAUCAUAUUCGGGAGUUGUCACAUAUGAUUCUUACAUGAAUAAAAAUAUGAUUGUUAUUGCAUUUCCCAACGGAUUAAAUCUCAACACACCCGUAAAUAUUUUUUUACACUGGGAUAAAAAUUAUGCAAACACACGUCAAAAAUUUGUUAUGGCAAACAACGGAAUCUUGAAAUAUGAUGAAGCAAAACGUCAAUAUCAUUUUUUAAAAGGUAAUGAAUAUUAUUGGUUCAAAUUUUACACAAAUCCAUUACGUAUUAAAAAUAAUGUUAAUGAAGAUAAAACAAUUCUUCAAUUUGGAAAAUUAAAUUUAUUCAUUGCCGAUAAAUAUAAUAAUAUCGUCGCAACAACAGAUUUACAAAUAAACAUAGCAAAUAAUAUUCGAAUAAUACAUUUGAAAACAGGUUUAGCAUUCACAUUUGAUAUCAACGAUAAAACUUACGAAGUCAAAUUAAAAAAUAUAAACUUUAAGAAAGAUAAACAAAUUUCACAACUUUGGGAAGUUGAAUUUUUUAGAGAUAACAAUUAUAGAUUAAGAUCUUUUGUUAGUAGUGCGGCACAAAGAAUGUAUUGUAUUGGUGAAAAUUUACAAAUGUGGGAUUUUGUUAAUUAUUUUUGGGAUUUAGAAAAAGUUGAUUUUAUUGAUGAAUAA